AUGUGCGACCCUUGCUGCUCUCCCUGCGGACCGUGUCCUCCGGCUUGCGGCCCAUGUGGCCCGUGUGGGCCCUGUGGCCCCUGCGAUCCAUGCUGUGCACCAUUUGAGUGCUCACCAAAAUGUUAUACAGGCGCCCACUUGGACGCGCUGCCGCAGUGCGCGCCACGCGUCCCACCGCCCUGCCCGAAAUGUAUUACGGUACAGCAACCACCGCGGCUCAUCUGCCGCAAGCGUGUCGUUUUCAAUGAGAAAAUCGUCCCGGAACCGAUGGUUGUGAAUCGUUGCAGACAGAUAACCAUACCCAAAGUUGUGGAUACAACACGUGUCAUCAAAGUACCUAAGCUGACUUGGGUCUCACAGAUGGUCCGUGAGCCGAGGGUCAUCUACUAUCCAUCAAUGGUGCCAGAUCCCUACGUGGUUUGCUAUCCGAAACGUAUUUGCGAGCCGCGUGAAGUGUGCCAAGCCAUAUUGUGCCAGCCGAAGCCGCAAACAAUUGAUAUACCGCCGCCACGGGAAUAUUGCUGCUAUCCAACUGGACCGAUUAACUAUAAGCCGAGCGCAGCAUGCCCACCAUGCCCGAUGGGACCGUGUUCACCGUGCGGACCGUGCGGUCCAUUGCCAUGCUUUUCAACCAAUCAAUAUCCGAUAUGCGAACCCAACGGAUGUUUCCCGUGCAAGCCGUCGGGUCCUUGCGGCCCUUGUGGACCUUGUUCGCCGUGUCGCGGACCUUGCGGCCCUUGUGGCCCGUGCGGACCUUGCGGACCUUGCGGACCAUGUGGCCCCUGUGAACCCUGUGGCCCCUGUGGACCUUGUGGUCCGUCAUGUUCUCCGUGUUGUGAUACUGCUUGUUGUGGCCCAUCGAAUCCACCAUGUGGAGCACCGGCACCAAUACCAUGUCCACCGGCACCUGGCUAUUGUCCACCAAUUGUGGAAGCUGGCGUCCCAAAUCCAUGUGUGUGGAAUUGUAAUAAUACGCCGCCUACAUAUCCAUGUGGUUUUUGAAUAUUCUUUGAAAGGAAGCUAAGGCAGAUUACUUCUACGAAUGAAAAAGGAUAUAAGUAAACGGCAACAAUCUGUUGAUACUUGAAUGUGUCUCCCUCAAACGGAAACGAUUUGGACAUCACAGUCCCAUGCAGUGAAGAAUUCCACAAUUACAAAGAAGAAGAGAAUACACGCCACUCAAAUGUGUGUAUGCAACAAAGAAAAAAAAAAAAUACACUAAAAACAAAAAGAGAGCCAGAAAAAAAAUCAAGUGAGGAGUUUCAUAACGG
This is a messenger RNA of Rhagoletis zephyria (snowberry fruit fly), 1271 nucleotides long. RefSeq names its product DBF4-type zinc finger-containing protein 2 homolog. NCBI's taxonomy places the organism in Eukaryota, Metazoa, Arthropoda, Insecta, Diptera, Tephritidae. The record is from RefSeq and is a predicted model, not a curated record.